GGUGGGACGGCGCCCAGCCUCGGGUGCUGGCGCGUGGGGGCCGGGCCCGCGCGGUGCCUUCCGCCCUUCUGCAGCUAUCUGCAUAUUUUUUUCUUUCUUUUUCGCAAUUUUGAAUAUUUUGCAGGACGAGGGGUUCAAGGCAGGUGAGAGCAUCCUGCACGUCGCCCAGGAGCCUGCGGGCACUUGGCGCGCUCUCCGGGGACCGUCUGCACUGGGAACCCGAAAGUUUUUUGUUUUUAUUUUCUUAUGCAGAUGUAUUUAUAAAGAUAUAAGUAAUUUUUUUCUUGUCUCCAUCGCCUUGAAAGCGAGUACUUUUGGCAAAGGACGGAGGAAAAAGCUCAGCAACAUUUUGGGGGGCGGUUGGGUUUUUUUCUUUUUAAAGAAAAACAUUUGAGUGCAUCGCGAUGGAGAAAAUGUCCCGACCGCUCCCCCUGAAUCCCACCUUUAUUCCGCCUCCCUACGGCGUGCUCAGGUCCUUGUUGGAGAACCCGCUGAAGCUCCCCCUUCAUCACGAAGACGCAUUUAGUAAAGAUAAAGACAAGGAAAAGAAGCUGGAUGAUGAGAGUAAUAGCCCGACGGUCCCCCAGUCGGCGUUCUUGGGACCCACCUUAUGGGACAAAACCCUUCCCUAUGACGGAGAUACUUUCCAGUUGGAAUACAUGGACCUGGAGGAGUUUUUGUCAGAAAAUGGCAUUCCCCCCAGCCCGUCUCAGCAUGACCACAGCCCUCACCCUCCUGGGCUGCAGCCGGCUUCCUCUGCCACCCCCUCCGUCAUGGACCUCAGCAGUCGGGCUUCUGCACCCCUUCACCCUGGCAUCCCGUCCCCAAACUGUAUGCAGAGCCCCAUCAGACCAGGUCAGCUGUUGCCAGCAAACCGCAAUACACCGAGUCCCAUUGAUCCUGACACCAUCCAGGUCCCUGUGGGUUAUGAGCCAGACCCGGCAGAUCUUGCCCUCUCCAGCAUCCCUGGCCAGGAAAUGUUUGACCCUCGCAAACGCAAGUUCUCUGAGGAAGAACUGAAGCCACAGCCCAUGAUUAAGAAAGCGCGUAAAGUCUUCAUCCCUGAUGAUCUGAAGCAGGAUGACAAGUACUGGGCCCGGCGCAGGAAGAACAACAUGGCAGCCAAGCGUUCCCGCGACGCCAGGCGGCUGAAGGAGAACCAGAUCGCAAUCCGGGCGUCCUUCCUGGAGAAGGAGAACUCGGCCCUGCGCCAGGAAGUGGCUGACUUGCGGAAGGAGCUGGGCAAAUGCAAGAACAUACUUGCCAAGUACGAGGCCAGGCACGGGCCCCUGUAGGAUGGCAGCCUUGCGGGCUGGCUUUCCAAUAGAUGGACAGUGUGUUUCCCGCCUGAUAGCACCACACCCGAACCAACCUUUCUGACAUCAGCACUUUACCAGAGGCGUAAACACAACUGACUCACGUUCUGGUGUGCAGUGUGCGCACGUGCGCGCUUCUGCUCCCGUGUGGUCCGCGGUGCGCGCGCGUGCCUUUGCACUUGCCAUGUUAAGGUAGCCCUCUCCUCAUCUUUCAGUUCCGAAAAAGAAAGGUGCCGUGUUUUUACUGGACUGCGGAGACGCCUCCUGGGGUCUCCUGUCCCUCCCUCCAACCCCCCUCCUGCCCCUUCCCGCGUCGCUCUCUGGUGGCUCCUGCCUGCUCUUCCAGGACCCUCUGCUGGGCUCCACCAAGCAGGGCCCUGGUGAAAUAGUAGAUCUCAGUUGUCAAGACUACGAGCUCUUGUUUCUGUUUAAUCUGUAAGUUACCAUGCUAAUAAGGUGCGCAAAAAUCACUUAGCACUACACUGCAGCUCUCUCUCUCUCUCUCCAGUUAUAGGUUGCUUUCCUCAUAUUUUCAGUUUUGGUGAUAAUUGUCUUCAAAUUUCAAGUGCUGUUUAGAUUUAUUAGAUCCCAUAUUUACUUACUGCUAUCUACUAAGUUUCCUUUUAAUUCUAUCAACCCCAGGUAAGUAAGAGUACUAUUCUAGAACACAGAGUGUGUUUUUGCACCGUCUGUACCUAAAGCAAUAAUCCUAUUGUACGCUAGAGCAUGCUGCCUGAGUAUUACUAGUGGACAUAGGAUAUGUUCCCUACCUAAGAAUUUCACUGUCUUUUAAAAAACAAAAAUUACAGUAAUGCAUUUGAGCAUGCCCAGAAUAUCCCCAGGACAGGGAAGCAGAGGGAAAUGCCAGGUCUAAGAACGAGGGAUUAAUUUAUCAGCAUAGGAGCCAAAAAAAAAAAAAAAAAAAAAAAAAAAAAAAUUGCAUCUUGGAACAGCUUUUGACAUUGAUAUGUUUGCUUUUGUUUUCUCCGCUCCCCACCCCCACUUUUCUAGUUCCCUUUUUCCAUAUCCCUCUUGAUAUUCAAAACAAUUACUUAAGAUUCAGUUUUCCCCGUUUUUGGGUAAUAUAUAUAUUUUUGUGAAUUAUACCUUGCUGUUUUUAAAAAUCAGUUAAUUAAGUUAAUAAGUUGAUGUUUUGUAAGACCCUUUUUCCUAGUGGUGUCAUUUUCGAAUGCUUCAUAAAUUAAUGAUUCUGGAGCUUAUGUUUCUUAUUUCGUUUGCUUUUUUGAAAGUAUGUGCUCUUAUAAAGAGGACUUUUGAAAAAUGAAUGUAAAAGACACUGGUGUAUCUCAGAAGAGGAUGGUGUUGUCGUAAACUGUGGUUAAUCCAAUCAAUUUAAAUGUUUACUAUAGACCAAAAGGAGAGAUUAUUAAAUUGUUUAAUGUUUAUACAGAGUAAUUAUAGGAAGUUCUUUUUUGUACAGUAUUUUUCAGAUAUAAAUACUGACAAUGUAUUUUGGAAGACAUAUAUUAUAUAUAGCAAAGAAGAGGAAAACUAUUCCAUGUUUUAAAACUAUAUAGCAAAGAUAUAUAUUCAUCAGUGUUGUACAGAGAAGUGCUUGGGGGUUUUUGAAGUCUUUAAUAUUUUAAGCCUAUCACUGAUACAUCAGCAUGUUUUUUGCUUUAAAUUAAAAUUUUAUGACAGUAUCGAAGCUUGGUGUGACGAAUCCCGCUCUAAAAUAUAUAAAGAGCUUUCCUGUUCCCUAUUAGGUCUCAGAAAGAAGUCAGUUAACGUCACCCAGAAGCACAAAGUGGAUGUUAGUCAAAUAUUUAUUGGCUGAUACAGUGUUUUUUAGGAAAAGCAUCUGCCAUGAAAACGUUCACUUCAAAGUUACGAGUUUCUGGAAUGAAAUAUCACUGCAAGCACCCCAAACAAUUCUGUUCCCCUCUGUGGGCACGUGUGUCUUAUGCAGUAUAAGGUUGAUACCGGUGUUACAUGUACGGUUUAUAAUUUGGUAGAUGUUUUGACCUUAAAGGUGAUUGUUCUUUUGUUUCACCAAGUUGUGUAACGUCAAGAGAUUCCGCUGUUAUUGCAAAGAUACGUUUUGUGCUAGAUUAAAACACCCUUUCAUCAAUGGGAUUUUCUAGUCUCCUGCCUCCAGAGUAUCUAAUCCUUGAAUGACCUGGUGGUCCCCUUGUCCAUCCACCAGCAGUGCUUCUGUCGAGUGUCAUAGUUUCCGUAAAUCUGACUAGAAGGCUAUUUCUACUAGAUAUUCAUUUUGUCCCGAGCUACAGAUUAUGGUGGGAAAUGCGAGAGCAUUAGAAUCGAAAUGCAUUGUUCAGGUAUGCAACUAAGAAAAGAAGACCUUUGGCCAAAUUAAGCAGAACCGAAUAAGCAAUAUUCAGGAAGAGAUGCAGGUGGACGCAGUGUUAGCUUUUUUAUAGGUAGAGAGACCAGUGGCAGCAGAAGUAUUCAGUGGCAGGAGUUACCGAAACAGAAACAAGCAAUGUCUGUAAGUGGAGAAGUGUUGCACCAUUGGCCAUCCAGGUUCACCACAGGAUGAGAUGGUAGCUGAAAAAACCGUAUUUAUUUGAGCUCUGGUCUUGGAAUGAGGUUGUCUGUAUCAAAUGAGGGUCACACAUUUUCUCUGUGGAAGAAAUAAAAAGAUCAUAAUAAAAUUUACUCUUGGGUGUGCUAGGAGAGGUUUCAGAAACCUACCUCGUCUUAAAAUUUAAAAACUUUUGGAGUCUGUACACGUGCCUUAUAUGUAGGUCAUUGUCCCCACACACACAUGAACACUCAUUCCUGGACUUGCUUUCUGUCGAGGGCGGUUAACUAGUAAACAAGGCAGUUCUGCUCGAUGGCGUAGGAAGCCGUGGCCUGAUUUGGAAGGACUCAGAUCAAGCAGGGUCAGAUGAGUUCUGCAGACCACAGCUAUUAAAAGAGUCCUGUUGUCAUUUUCCACCUUUUCAUCAGAAGCAUCUUUCAGAGAUUAAUUACUUGGCCAUUAAAAAUGAAUCCAAAUCCUAUCAUGCCAACAUCAUUUAGACACAAUUUGGAAUGAGCGGCCUGCUUUCCUGACAGGGUCAUGGUGUCAUUUCUGUGGACUUAGACUUGCAGAGAAGGGCAAAACCUGAUGAGCGUGUCCUGCCUCAUGCAAUUUGAGGCUGCAGGUAGGGAAUAGGAGAGCUGGAAGAGAUCAUGUCCUCCUUUUGAGAAAGGGGCCGCCUUCUGACCAUUCAAAACACUCAGUGGGCAAGACUGUGCCAGGCCUUUCAUCUUCCAGUACGACAGGCCUGGGGGAAGUCAUCCCUCGAAGCAGAAGGACCGUUUGUUCCAGGAGCGUGCAGAUGGGAUGUGGCUUCGGGUGGGUAGGAUGCUGUGCUAGAGAACCCAGGGGUUCCUUCCAACUCGCUGGUUUUGUGAGGGAACACACAAUAAUUCUAAAUGUGCAUUUAGAAGGUCUUGAGCCUAAAAGAAUUUUAAGUGCAGCCCCCUCUUCUCCAGCCACCCCUGAGGAAAACAACAUGCAGAGGUAUACUUGCUUUUUUUCCGGUAGUUUAUCUAAUUUCCCCCUGGUGUUCCUUUUAAGAAAAUUCAGACUUUGUCAGAGUUCAUCAGAGCUGUCCCAAGCCAGGCUGGCUUGGCCUGUUUGCCUGUGUGGAGCGCGGACGCUGGGAUUUAACCCGGGGUCGGCAAGCUGCAGGUGAUGGGGGACAGUGUGCUAAACAGCUUCUGCUCUCAGGAUGCAGCUCCCUGCUGAGGGCUCCUGGGCCCCACUGGGGAGGCCAAGGUCUCCUCCUGGUUUUCUCUACAAUUAAUAAUGUCAUUUUAAAAAUGAGCAAAGCCUUAUCCUAGAUCUCAAUUGGAUUAGACUUGACAAUUAAGUCAGUACAUUGUGCAGAGGGCCAAGUGUAUGUAGAGGAGUGUGAGUGUGUGUGUGUGUGUGUGUGUGUGUGUGUGUGUGCGCGCGCGCACACGUGUGUGGAUAUUUAAGUCAAAUCAUAACAUCUUUAAUUUUGGAGAACCUUCCCGAACAUAACCACCAUAACCAUUAUCCUUUUGGCAACACCACAAAGGUUGCAUCUGUUAAACAGGUACAAGUUCACAUAAGGUCAGUUUAAUUGUACAUCGUGAUAUGGGUGGUGUUUAUGCUGUUAAGUCCGAACCCUUAUCUGUCUGUUAUUCUCAAUGCUUAAUAAACUUUGAAUUUGUUCCCUU
Molecule: messenger RNA, 5495 nt
Organism: Leopardus geoffroyi (Geoffroy's cat)
Lineage: Eukaryota; Metazoa; Chordata; Mammalia; Carnivora; Felidae
Gene: HLF
Product: HLF transcription factor, PAR bZIP family member
Exons: 4
Coding region: 405-1295 (296 amino acids)
Biological process (GO): regulation of transcription by RNA polymerase II
Cellular component (GO): nucleus
Molecular function (GO): DNA-binding transcription factor activity, RNA polymerase II-specific; RNA polymerase II cis-regulatory region sequence-specific DNA binding
Source: RefSeq, a predicted model, not a curated record